Molecule: messenger RNA, 1563 nt
Organism: Colias croceus (clouded yellow)
Lineage: Eukaryota; Metazoa; Arthropoda; Insecta; Lepidoptera; Pieridae
Product: glycerophosphodiester phosphodiesterase 1
Exons: 10
Coding region: 114-1244 (376 amino acids)
Biological process (GO): lipid metabolic process
Molecular function (GO): phosphoric diester hydrolase activity
Source: RefSeq, a predicted model, not a curated record
AUGGCUUGGAGAUUCUAUAAAGGCGUAUAGUUUCGGUUUAUGUCAAAUGAAUUGCCGGACCAAAAUGGCGGUUAUGUUCUGUGGAUGCCGACCGUAUUUUCACGUAAAAGGAGAUGGCGACGUGUGCGAUACAGACGGGAUGGCGUGCAUCGGUAGAAAUGUUGAGAUACUCGUCAAUUUGCCGAAAAAUCUCGCCAAAUGCUCCUGUAUUCCUCAGUGUGCCGAACUCAACUAUUACUCACAUACAAAGAAGGUCACUGUCCAUUUUACCUUUUGGUCUCGACAUCGGAUUAUUGGGUGUUGCGGUAUAUUUCUUCACGAAAUUGCCAAAGCCGGACCCUAGUAAUGUGACGAGUAUAUUCGGGCCGCCCUCUGGCUCGAAGGAGGGCGAGGCGAAUCCCAAAAAGGUGGUCAAAUGUAUAGCGCAUAGAGGCGCGGGUCUUGAUGCUCCGGAGAAUACAUUGCAAGCGUUUAAAUAUUGUGUAGCAAUGGAGUGUAACUUUAUCGAGAUGGACGUGAGGACGUCGAAGGACGGCCAGCUGGUGCUCCUACACGACCAAGGGCUUGAGAGGCUCACGGGCACUGAUAUAACCGACGUGAGGUUCAUGGACUGGGAUAGCAUUAAGAACAUUGAUGUAGGCGCUACACAUCCUAAUAGGCAACAAUUCAAAGAUGUGACUCUAUGUUUAUUGGAGGAUGCAAUCGAUUAUCUUUUGGCAAAUAAAGUUAAAAUGAUCAUUGACGUCAAAGGGGAGGAUGCUCAGGUAGUGAAUGGCAUUCUAAGAGUGUUCUCCGGCAACCCGGUGCUUUAUGAGAAUGCUGUGGUGACGUCAUUCAACCCUUAUGUAUUGUAUCAGAUUCGCAAGCGAGAUCCUAACAUUGUUGGCGCCAUGAGCUACCGUCCGCACUGCUUCGCCUAUUUGAAUUACGACGCAGAGAAUGGACCUACUAAUCCUAGGUUCGGCGACCGCCUAGCGCUUCAAGCGUUGUCUCGUGCAGCAGACUGUGUGCACGGUGCGCUGUGGCGGUCGGCCGCGCGCUGGUGCUCCGUCAGCGCGGUGCUCUUGCACAAGGACAUUGUCAGCCCCCGCGAGGUGGAGUACUGGCGCUCGCGGAACGUGCGCGUGGCCGGCUGGUGCGUCAACCGGCCCGUGGAGAAGCGAAUAGACACUUUUCUAUUAUAUGUUAACUUAGUUGAUGUCGGAAAACUUAGCUUAUACAUGUAUAUGAAAAUGUGCGGAUAAAUAGAAAGAAGAAAGAAAGAAAACAGGCUUUAUUGCCAACAUAGACUACCGUAACUUAAAAAGCACACAUAUUAGUAACUAGGCAAUCGGAAGAGGCUCAGCCAUGCUGUGGGCUAACGCUCGAACAGCGCUGAUUUUCAGUCUGCAACAUAAAAUCGACAAGUCAAAAUCAAAAAGACAUGUGUCACUCGGGUACUGCCGCGGUAAAGCUAUUGCAUGCUAUGCCUUCAAGCCACACCUCCGCCCGUCGGAGUGGGGAGCGUGAGGUUUUUUCGUUACGGAAUUUCUCGAUUCGGUCCCCGCGCUCAAGGCCCGCGAU